GCCUGUUUCAGAGAGGGUAAGAGAGGUCAGGCGAAGAUGGUGUCGUUGAAGUUGCAGAAGCGGCUCGCCGCAAGCGUGCUCAAGUGCGGAAGAGGAAAGGUUUGGCUUGAUCCCAAUGAUGUCAAUGAAAUCUCCAUGGCUAACUCCCGUCAAAACAUCAGGAAGUUGGUAAAGGAUGGAUUUAUUAUCAGGAAGCCAACUAAGAUCCACUCCAGGUCUCGUGCCCGUCGAAUGAAGGAAGCCAAGAGAAAGGGUCGCCCUUCUGGAUAUGGUAAAAGUAAGGGUACUAGGGAUGCUAGGUUGCCUACUAAAAUUCUUUGGAUGAGGAGGAUGAGAGUGCUUAGGCGUUUGCUUCGCAAGUACAGAGAGGCUAAGAAGAUUGACAAGCACAUGUACCAUGAUAUGUACAUGAAAGUCAAGGGAAAUGUCUUCAAAAACAAGCGUGUGCUGAUGAAAAGCAUCCACAAAUCAAAGGCAGAGAAAGCCAGAGAGAAGACACUUUCUGAUCAAUUUGAGGCCAAGAGAGCCAAGAACAAGGCUAGCCGUGAGAGAAAGUUUGCAAGGCGAGAGGAACGUUUUGCUAAGGGCACAGUGGAGAAGGAAGCACCUGCUCCAGCAGCAGCUCCCCAAACCCAAUCAGCCCCACAGGUAACUAAAAAAUCAAAGAAGUGAAGCCUUGGAUGCGUCUCUCACUAGUUAGAGGCUUUGCAUUAUGUUUUCUGAUCCUUAAUUGCCAUUUUUGUUGUUUUAUCAUGAUUAGAAUAUUUGUGAUUUCCGAACUUGUGAAGUUUAUAACACCUUGGUAUUAUGUUUU
Cuscuta europaea is the source of this 814-nucleotide messenger RNA. Lineage: Eukaryota; Viridiplantae; Streptophyta; Magnoliopsida; Solanales; Convolvulaceae. The record is from the annotation of a GenBank genome assembly.